This is a messenger RNA of Cetraspora pellucida, 270 nucleotides long. NCBI's taxonomy places the organism in Eukaryota, Fungi, Glomeromycota, Glomeromycetes, Diversisporales, Gigasporaceae. The record is from the annotation of a GenBank genome assembly.
AUGACAAGCAUAGAGCAGGAUAUUUCAGUAUUAGUUUUAAUGGUGAAGUGUUUAUUUUCUAUUUUUAAAGAUUCUAAAGAUAUGUGUGGUGAUGAAGAUAAUGAAGAUGAUACUAACAAAGAUGAUGAUAAUGAAAAUGAAGAUAAUGGAAUUGAUGGUAACAAGGAUGAAGAUAAUGAAGAUGUUGGUAAUGAAGGUGAUAACAAAAUUUGUUUAGUUAAUAGUAGUAAAAAAUUAGUUUUUUUAGUUAAUAGUGAGGGAUUAAGGUGA